AUGGCUACUUCGACGAUCGAUAGAGGACGGCUUGCUCCAAAACGAGCGCUGGCGGAACUCGCAUCUGGCGCCGUCUUUGGAGCAGCACUCCUUGCCUCCGGAGUGUACGCACCAAGCAUCAUCACAGCGCAAAUGACCUUCACCUCCAACACCAUGAUUGUCGUCAUGAUGGGAGCGAGUGCUUCGAGCGCCAUUAUAUUCGACCUCGAAGAGCGCUUCAAAAUCCCUUCCCACACUCUUCGUCCCCCAAGCAAUCUCGGCUUCUUCCGCUACGACGGCAACGCCCUCGGCGGCGCCCUCAUAGGACUCGGAAUGGGACUCACCGGCUCCUGCCCCGGCACAUCCCUCGUCCAAGCGGGCACAGGAAUGGCUCACGGAGGCCUAGUGCUAGCCGGCGGCCUCCUCGGCGCUCUAGCCUUCGUCAAAACGCAAUCACAUCUCCAAACCCACUUCGGCCGAACAGCGCUCUCGAACCGCCCUCCGCGCACCCCCGCCGAGGACCAACACCACCUCCCACCCACCAAACCCUCCAGCCUAGCCGCCACCCUCGGCAUCAACCCCCUCAAACUCCUCCUAAUCUGGGUUCCGAUGUGCCUAGCCGCAAUCCACCUCGUCUUCACCCAAGACACCAGCGUCCGGCAAAUCCCCGCUGCAGGUCUCGUGCGUCCGAUCUACGGCGGUCUCCUCAUCGGCGUCGCACAACUCAUCACAACCCUCCUUGCCCGCCAUCCGCUAGGCGUGUCCACCGCUUACGAAGACGUCGCUCGCUGGCUCACAACUUCAAGAAAAGAAGGACGCAAGUCGAUCCUCACGCCCUCCGUCAUCUUCUCCCUCGGCAUGGCUCUCUCGGCCAUGAUUCUCUCCUUCGGCCUGCGUGCAUACGGGAUGCUGAGCGCAGCAGACACUCACAACUCUCCCCUCAACCAGCUAGGAUGGAAAGCAGCAGGCCAAGCCAUCGCAGGCGGGAUAACAAUGGUGUUCGGCGCCCGGCUGGCAAAAGGCUGCACAUCAGGACACGGCAUCAGCGGACUCGCGGCCUUUUCGACAAGCAGUCUGAUCACGACAGCGGCGAUGUUUGCAGGAGGGAUUCUGAUGGCGAGAGUGCUGGGGUAUUGA
This is a messenger RNA of Neohortaea acidophila, 1116 nucleotides long. RefSeq lists its product as uncharacterized. Gene Ontology annotation, cellular component: plasma membrane. The transcript has 2 exons. Bases 1 to 1116 code for a protein of 371 amino acids. The record is from RefSeq and is a predicted model, not a curated record. Lineage: Eukaryota; Fungi; Ascomycota; Dothideomycetes; Mycosphaerellales; Teratosphaeriaceae.